Messenger RNA from Vicia faba (fava bean), 1155 nucleotides. The record is from the annotation of a GenBank genome assembly. Lineage: Eukaryota; Viridiplantae; Streptophyta; Magnoliopsida; Fabales; Fabaceae.
AUGUCAGAAGAAGUUGUUUCUCAUGCCCUUGAAACCAUUAUUGAAGAAGAACAUGUUGCACCAAAAGUUGAAAAAGUUAAUGACACAGAUACAUCUAGCCAUUAUGGUCUAGAUUCAGGAUUCUACAUGUCAUCUUUUACAGCAACAAUUUUCGUUGUUUCCCUUGUCACUCUUGGAGUUUUACUUAUUACUUGGCUGGUUUCUUUGGUGAUUAUGCUGCAAUCAUGUCAAAGUAAAAGUACUGGAGUUAUUGAACUUGUGAAUAUGAAUAAUUACUACAGUUAUUGCAGGGUGUAUUCUCUGCAUGCUGAGAUCAAUAGGUUAGAGAGAUAUGAUCUUCCAAACAUAUGUAGAGAUCUGACUAUACAUUAUAUCAAAGGAGGGCAUUAUGCCAAAGAGUUGAAUUUAAUUGUGUCUAUGAUCGAUGAUUACUUCAAGAAUCUGAGACCUUCAGACAAUGGUUUGGAUGUGGUGUUGUUGGAUAUAGAUGAUAUUGUUCCUCCAAAUUCGUAUCAGAGGUUUCAUAGGGACGGCAUUAGCAACUGUGUCAAAGAGGCAAAACAUGUAAAGCUCAUGUUUGUUUUAAGAUUAUACAUGAACCUUCAAACUGAUGGGUGGCCUAUAAUUUUGGUAUCAAGAGAACCUGAAACGUACCAAAAUGUCACCAUUAAUCAUCUUGUUUCUGCAGGAUUUAGAGGUUGGUCUUCCUUGAUGAUGAGAACAGAAGAUUCAGAGUCUACUAAAGGAAAUGAGUACUUUUCUAGACGUCUGCUUUCGUAUCCAUCAGGUCAUUUCUUCCCUGCAGCUGAUCAGGUCGGGCAAGUUAAGUGUGGGAGUUGUACGCUAUUGCUAAUGUAUCCAUAUGGCGCUUCACAGGUCAGGUGUUCAUCAUGCCGGUUUGUGACAGAAAUCGGGGCAAUCAAAGACACUAUUAAGAAGAUGUUUAAGGACAAUUACCUCAACUUAUACACAACUGAUGUGGAUACUACAGGUUGGAUACACACCAAGUGUGGCUUUCCAAGCAUGGAAGAAAGCAUAUUAGAUCAGUUGAAUGAAGAGUUGAAAGAGAAAAUAAAGAAUGAUGUUUAUGACAUGGCUCCUUGGAAAUCUCCAAGUCCAGAUGGAUACCGUGUAGGCUUUUAUCAAAACUCUUGA